Sciurus carolinensis (gray squirrel) is the source of this 744-nucleotide messenger RNA. RefSeq names its product SCAN domain containing 1 (gene Scand1). Lineage: Eukaryota; Metazoa; Chordata; Mammalia; Rodentia; Sciuridae. The record is from RefSeq and is a predicted model, not a curated record. The transcript has 2 exons. The coding region runs from base 117 to 644 and encodes 175 amino acids.
AAUCAUAGAGAAGCCAGGGAGACUCCCACUUCCGGUCGCUCUGGCUGCUUCGCCGGUGCAGACGCAGUGCUGACCCCACAGCUGCCGGACAAAGAGUGACGCGGGGAGCUGAAGUCAUGGCGGCAACCGAGCCGAGCUUAGCAGCCACAGGGAGCCCAGCGGCAGCGCCGCCCGAGCAGCAGGAAGGAACCGGCCCGAACAUAGACCCUGAACCCAACGCUGCGGGCUCCUGGAUUUCAGAGUCCUCUGCGCCUGCUCCUGAGCACCCCAGGGCCAACGCCGCGAUCCCCGAAGUGAAUCCUAUGCCCUUGGCGGCCGCGGAGCUGCCUGUGGGACCCGCACCCCUAGGUUCUGCGCCUCAAGCCGAAGCCGCCCCGCGCCUCCCCGCAGGUCCGGGUGGCUCCCGGCCCGGCCCCGAGACGUUCCGCCAGCGUUUUCGGCAGUUCCGCUACCAGGACGCGGCUGGCCCCCGGGAGGCGUUCCGGCAGCUGCGGGAGCUCUCUCGCCAAUGGCUGCGGCCCGACAUCCGCACAAAGGAGCAGAUGGUGGAGAUGCUGGUGCAGGAGCAGCUACUGGCCAUACUACCUGAGGCGGCGCGGGCCCGGCGGCCUAGACGCCGCGCGGACGUGCGCAUCACCGGCUGAGCGACGAGGCUGAGCACUUUCUUAGACUGGGGCCAUAAUGGGUGUGGGGUCAGAGCCUGGCACCCCACCCCAUAUUAAUGAAAAACGAGUUUUGACAGCU